CGAUGAUCAAUGGAAGCAUUUCACUGAUAUUGAGAGAACAUUCUCCCUACCAUGAUAACGCAGGAGUUUUCGUAUUUCUAAUUUCUUUUUUAUUUCUUGUGUCCUUUUCUGUUUUCUUCACGGUGUCCUCGAUGCAAAUCAUUUGAUUUGUGAGCGAUAAUUCCGAACCUCCCCUCACCAUGUACUCCUCACAUUCCCAGGAUCCUACGAGGCGCGCUCGCAUUGAAAAUGAGAAGCAAGGUUCGCGACAGUCUAUAAUGAUACAGCAGGGGGAAACUGAUGAUGUGGGAGUUUCUCCUCGACCAACGGAAAAGCCGGAUGCGAGAUCUUGGGCUCACUUCGUGGCCGGAGGGAUCGGCGGGAUGACUGCGGCUACUGUUACCAGUCCACUCGAUGUCCUAAGAACGCGUCUUCAAUCAGACUUCUACCAAGCCCAACUCCGUGCGCUACGCCACGCACACCCCCUACCUCAAUCAACAUCCAUCCUAACCCUCCCCCGGAGCGCUCUACUACAUUUCACGGAAACUCUUCAAAUGCUUAGGUCGAUUCAUGUCCAUGAGGGAUGGCGAGGCUUGUUCAAAGGCCUAGGACCCAACUUAGUAGGCGUAGUCCCAGCGAGGGCGAUCAGCUUCUAUGCCUACGGAAAUGGCAAACGUCUAUUAAACGAGUAUUUCGAGUAUGACCCGGCCACUUCGCCGGUGGGUAUUCACUUGACAGCCGCGGCGAUGGCUGGUAUUGCGACAGGAACAGCCACAAAUCCAAUCUGGCUAGUUAAGACGCGGCUGCAACUCGACAAGGCCAAUGCUUCCAACGUACCUGGCAGAGGGCGCCAGUACAAAAACAGCUGGGACUGCAUCAAACAGACUGUGCGCCACGAAGGAAUUCGAGGGCUCUAUCGUGGACUUUCCGCAUCGUAUCUCGGAGUCACCGAGAGCACGGUCCAGUGGGUGAUGUAUGAGCAGAUGAAAAGGAUACUCGCUGCAAGGGAGGCGCGCUUGCUUGCUGAUCCGACGCAUGUACCGAGUUUGGUCGAUGAUGUUGAGGUCUGGGUAGGGAAACUGUUUGCCGCGGGUUUCGCUAAGUUCUUCGCUGCUGCCGCCACGUAUCCUCACGAAGUUGUACGCACCAGGCUGCGGUUGGCUCCCACGGUAUCAGUUUCGGGGGGCAAGGCGCAGAUGAAGUAUACCGGGUUGGUCCAGUGCUUCCGGCUGAUCUUCAAAGAGGAGGGCAUUGCAGGCCUGUAUGGGGGUUUAACGCCUCACCUACUACGAGUUGUACCGAGCGCUGCUAUCAUGUUUGGAAUGUAUGAAGUGCUCCUGCGGCUCUUUGGUGCCACAGCAUGAAUACUCUCCAAUUCAAUACCCACCCACUCGUCGUCAGAUCUGCAGUCUUUCUCUCGCAAAACUGCUUCGAUAAUACCUCAUCCAAACGGGCAGCAUGUCAAUACCUCCUCUUUAAUCAUUUUUCACCGCCAUCCAAAUCCCCACUUAGUGUGUUUGCAUUUCUCCAAGGCGCUUAGGGUUUAUAAUAGACAUAUAAAGAAUCCUCCAGUAAGUAAUGGUUUACUGUGCUGAGAGGCUAGAUUUUCAAGGGAACCAUAGCCCGUGGAUCCUGAUCUUUUAUGCUUUUUUUUACCUUUGGGGAAUCUUCCCUUUUUUUCGUCCUACUUGGAUAAAGUGUGUAUUUUUGUUCUGUAUUUUUGUGUUAUCAUUUUCGCUUGAAAGCAACGGGGCCGGAUGGGGUUUAAAUACUCAUUCUAGAUGCAAUCUUUUGUAUUAUUUAUGGGAAGGGUUGUUGGGGCGUUCUUUUGGGAAUUGGGUGGUUUAUCCUAUAGUUAUUGGUGUUUUCUUUCUU
Molecule: messenger RNA, 1854 nt
Organism: Histoplasma capsulatum G186AR
Lineage: Eukaryota; Fungi; Ascomycota; Eurotiomycetes; Onygenales; Ajellomycetaceae
Product: mitochondrial carrier protein
Exons: 3
Coding region: 180-1343 (387 amino acids)
Biological process (GO): pyrimidine nucleotide import into mitochondrion
Cellular component (GO): mitochondrion
Molecular function (GO): pyrimidine nucleotide transmembrane transporter activity
Source: RefSeq, a predicted model, not a curated record